AUGUCGUGGCGUUCGUCUUUCCGCUGCUCGAAGUUUCGCCACGUUUUCGGGAAGCCGUCCACCAAGGAGCACAGCUACGACGGGGUGCCAAUCACACGCAGCGUCCACGACAACCACUACUGCUCGGCCAAUCCCUGCUUCAUUGCUGUGGUGACAGAGUGCGCAGGGGGCGGGUCCUUUUUAGUCCUGCCAAUCCAUCAUACAGGCAGGGUGGACCCUCAGCAUCCCCGGGUGUGCGGUCACAGUGGGAGGGUCCUGGACGUCAAGUGGAACCCGUUCGAUGAUCACUGCAUCGCCUCGUGCUCGGAGGACUGCACUGUGAAGAUCUGGGACGUCCCAGUCUGUGGCGUCCAACAGAACCUCACUAAGGCCAGGAAGACUCUGAUUGGCCACUCGAGGAGGGUGGGGCUUAUUGAGUGGCAUCCAACAGCUGAAAACCUGCUGCUUAGCUCCGCCUACGACUACAAGGUGCUCCUCUGGGAUGUGUCCCAGGUCGGGGCGGUUCUCAGGUACCCAGUCCGGGUGGUUCUGAUGCCUGUCUUCCACCGCUACCCAGCUGAAGCGCUACUGCUGUCCGUCAGCUUCAACACGGACGGCAGCCGACUGGCAGUCGCCUCCAAAGACAGACGGGUUCGAGUCCUGGACCCGCGGACGGGAAAGAUCCUACAGGUGUCCAGCAGUAAGUUCCACAGGGCGAGUAAGGUGUUAUACAUCGGAGGGUUUAAAAUGCUUCUGUCCACCGGCAGCUCGCCCUGGAACCACAGACAAGUCGUCCUCUGGGAUCCUGACGAUUUAUCGGAGCCUUUGUAUGAAGAAGAGUUGGAUGGAUCUGCAGGAGUCCUUUUCCCGUUCUACGACCCAGACACACACAUGCUCUACUUGGCGGGAAAGGGUGAUGGAAACAUUCGGAACUACGAGCUGAGCAAUGAGAAACCCUACAUCAGCUUUUUGACAGAAUACAGAUCUCACCUGCCACAGAAAGGACUCGGGGUGAUGCCAAAGCGUGGCCUGGAUGUGAGCGCCUGUGAGGUUUUUAGAUUUUACCGUCUGAUCGCCAUUAAAGGCCUGGUGGAGCCGCUGUCAAUGAUCGUACCUCGAAAAGAGUCAGGUAUUUUCCAAGAGGAUCUGUACCCGAUGACCGUCGGUAACCAGGCGGCGAUGACAGCACAGGAGUGGCUGAUGGGAAUCAACAGAGGCCCGGUGCUGAUGUCCCUGAGGCCUGAGACCCGAGUAGCCAACCCUUACCCAGAAACCCCUGCAGAGAAGGGGGUAGUGAGGCAGCUGAGGUUCCAAAUGGGUCCUGCUGACGGUUCAGCGUCCGGGACCGACCUGGACUUCAUGGAAGAGGCCUUCUUUGAGGAACAGCUGGCCUACCAGGACGCCAAGUACCCCAGGGAGGGGAGCGAUCUGUCCGGGUGGCAGCCAGACGAGACCCAAAUCCCCCUCUGGACGUACUGCUGCACCCCGCACUGCUGCGAGCCCGCGGAAGGACCUCCGCCGACAACUGAGAGCGAGCUCCUGCAGGCGUUUUACAGACAGCAAGACGAGAUCCGAGGCCUUCGAGAAGAACUAAAUCACAAAGAUGUGAGGAUCGCUCAACUGGAGGUGGAGAUCAAAAACACGAGAAACAACCUGAGGGCGACCUUCUGAUUGGACGCGGCCUUCACAACGCUGCUUUCACACCGACCAACCAGAGUGUUUCCCAACAAUUAAAGAAACACACGUGACGUCUUGACAAGCUUCUCCUUUGGUACCGAAAGAGAAAAAAAUAACGAGGUGGACAAAAAGUUGAGAUUUGAGACGGCAGGAGCAAAAUGUUAAGAUUUUAUUUACAAAGUCCUUUUUGUGUGUUUUUUUUGUUUGUUUUUUUCCUUUAACUUACAGAAAAGUAAAAAAAAAAAAAAAAAAGGUAAAAGAAAACACAAC
Labrus mixtus (cuckoo wrasse) is the source of this 1926-nucleotide messenger RNA. Its product is annotated as coronin-2B-like. Bases 1 to 1650 code for a protein of 549 amino acids. Gene Ontology annotation, biological process: actin filament organization. Gene Ontology annotation, molecular function: actin filament binding. NCBI's taxonomy places the organism in Eukaryota, Metazoa, Chordata, Actinopteri, Labriformes, Labridae. The transcript is spliced from 13 exons. The record is from RefSeq and is a predicted model, not a curated record.